AUGCUAACGACGCUCUGCGACGGCAGCAGGAGCAGCUCGCUGCCCCCGGGUUCUGGAGAUGAGCCCAGCGACAGCGUGGAGGAAGCCCUCGGGAUUUUCUGUGGGCUCCUGGGCUCCUGUGCACAGCACGUCUUGUCUCCAAGGUGCCGAUUGGCGUGCAUCGGGAUGAUGGAGCUACUCGUUCCCUUCUCGUCACAGGAUACGAUUCUGGAGCAGAUCGUUCCUUACAGUCAUGUACUCAUGACGGACCCGGUAGCCAAGGUCCGCGCCAAGGCCCUGCAGGUGCUUGGGUGUGCUUUGACAGCGGUGGUGCUGGCGAGUCUUGCUGCUGAGAAGAGUUACGUAGGGGCUGAGGGUCUUAUGGCCAAACGUCGCGGGCGAGCUGUGCACAUGGGGCAACUCGACGUCAUGGUUCCGACAGUUUUCAGCUCAUAA
Molecule: messenger RNA, 435 nt
Organism: Symbiodinium sp. CCMP2592
Lineage: Eukaryota; Dinophyceae; Suessiales; Symbiodiniaceae
Source: the annotation of a GenBank genome assembly